This is a messenger RNA of Vicia faba (fava bean), 390 nucleotides long. Lineage: Eukaryota; Viridiplantae; Streptophyta; Magnoliopsida; Fabales; Fabaceae. The record is from the annotation of a GenBank genome assembly.
AUGCUCAUCUCCGACGAAUCACCGAUAUCGCGUCUCCAUCAAGCUUCAUAUCCAUUCGACCUCCUCACGCUACUGUCAGCUUUAAGUUUCGAAGCUUCACACUGCCUCUCUGCUCGCUUGCGAUUUCGCGUUCAACUUCGCUUCGUCGCGCUACACCGAUCAUCACCUCUAGACCAGUUCGGCGCGUCUUCAAUAGUGAGACAGAAAAUAAAUGAUCCAGAAGAUAAGAUCGUCCUCCUCCUUUUUCUCCCCUUGGAUCUAAAGAUGAAAUCUGUUAUAUAUCAGUUGCUUGGCUUGUCUGAGAAGCUUCUCAGCAGGUUGCAGUUUCAAGUGAUGCAGUGUCGGGUUUAUGAACCAGUUUUGGAUAUAGUUUCACAUAUUAUUAUCUGA